Rattus norvegicus (Norway rat) is the source of this 5907-nucleotide messenger RNA. The record is from RefSeq and is a predicted model, not a curated record. Lineage: Eukaryota; Metazoa; Chordata; Mammalia; Rodentia; Muridae.
CCGCUGAGCUCGGGGCUGGGGCGGCGGCGCCUGCGAGAGGGCGGACCGGGUCAGCUGCUACAGGCGGGGCCGUGCGCGGAGCUGUGGGCGGCUGCCGAGUGUCCUGCCGCCGCCCAGCCUUCGCCACGAUGCCGGGGAUCGACAAGCUGCCCAUUGAAGAGACCCUGGAGGACAGUCCGCAGACAAGGUCUUUACUGGGCGUAUUUGAAGAAGAUGCUACUGCUAUUUCUAAUUAUAUGAACCAAUUGUAUCAAGCUAUGCAUCGGAUUUAUGAUGCACAGAAUGAAUUAAGUGCAGCAACUCACCUGACUUCGAAACUUUUGAAAGAAUAUGAGAAGCAGCGUUUUCCUCUGGGGGGUGAUGAUGAAGUUAUGAGCUCUACUUUGCAGCAGUUUUCCAAGGUCAUAGAUGAGCUUAGUUCUUGUCAUGCAGUUCUUUCAACUCAACUCGCUGAUGCCAUGAUGUUCCCCAUUUCCCAGUUUAAAGAAAGAGAUCUGAAAGAAAUAUUGACACUAAAAGAGGUAUUUCAGAUUGCUAGUAAUGAUCAUGAUGCCGCAAUUAAUAGGUACAGCCGGUUGUCAAAAAAGAGAGAAAAUGACAAGGUAAAGUAUGAAGUAACAGAGGAUGUGUAUACUUCCAGGAAAAAGCAACACCAGACCAUGAUGCAUUAUUUUUGUGCACUAAAUACUCUUCAGUACAAGAAGAAAAUAGCUUUGUUAGAACCUCUGCUUGGAUACAUGCAGGCUCAGAUAAGUUUCUUUAAGAUGGGUUCUGAAAAUCUCAAUGGACAAUUGGAAGAAUUUUUAGCUAACAUUGGAACAAGUGUACAGAAUGUGCGAAGGGAAAUGGAUGGGGAUGUGGAGACCAUGCAACAGACAAUAGAAGACUUGGAAGUAGCCAGUGACCCUUUAUAUCUGCCUGACCCAGAUCCCACCAAGUUUCCCGUCAAUCGAAAUUUAACCCGAAAGGCUGGAUACCUAAAUGCUAGGAAUAAAACAGGCUUGGUGUCAUCUACCUGGGAUAGACAGUUUUACUUCACGCAGGGUGGAAACUUAAUGAGUCAAGCCCGUGGAGAUGUGGCAGGAGGCCUAGCCAUGGACAUAGACAACUGUUCAGUGAUGGCUGUGGACUGCGAAGACAGACGAUACUGUUUUCAGAUCACUUCUUUUGAUGGAAAAAAAUCUUCAAUUUUGCAAGCAGAGAGUAAAAAAGACCAUGAAGAGUGGAUCUGUACAAUAAACAACAUAUCUAAACAAAUAUAUUUGAGUGAAAAUCCAGAGGAAACCGCUGCACGAGUGAAUCAGUCUGCUCUAGAAGCUGUCACUCCUUCCCCAUCUUUCCAGCAGAGACACGAGAGCCUGCGUCCAGGAGGACAAUCUCGACCACCAACAGCACGAACCAGCAGUUCAGGAUCCUUGGGAUCAGAGUCUACAAAUUUGGCUGCCCUCUCUCUAGAUUCUCUUGUUGCUCCAGAUACACCAAUACAGUUUGAUAUAAUUUCUCCUGUGUGUGAAGAUCAGCCUGGCCAGGCAAAAGCCUUUGGUCAAGGAGGCAGGCGUACAAAUCCAUUUGGAGAAUCUGGAGGAAGCACAAAAUCAGAAACUGAAGGUAGAACAGACUGCAAUGUUCAUCCUAGAGUGAUCAGUAACUCUAUUCUUCAUCAGUUGUUUAUUGUCCGAUUCCUUGGUUCUAUGGAGGUAAAGUCAGAUGACCAUCCAGAUGUUGUCUAUGAAACAAUGCGUCAGAUCUUAGCUGCUCGGGCCAUCCACAACAUCUUCCGUAUGACAGAAUCACAUUUAUUAGUCACUUGUGACUGUCUGAAGUUAAUUGAUCCACAGACCCAAGUUACAAGGCUCACAUUUCCAUUACCAUAUGUAGUUCUGUAUGCUACGCACCAGGAAAAUAAACGGCUUUUUGGAUUUGUUCUCCGGACCUCAGGCGGAAGAAGUGAGAGUAAUCUGUCAUCAGUCUGCUAUAUAUUUGAGUCCAACAAUGAGGGGGAAAAGAUUUGUGAUUCUGUUGGAUUGGCAAAACAGAUAGCUUUGCAUGCUGAACUGGAUCGUAGGGCAUCAGAAAAACAAAAGGAAAUAGAGAGAGUAAAAGAGAAACAACAGAAAGAACUCAGCAAACAGAAAGAGAUCGAGAAGGACUUGGAAGAACAGAGUCGGCUGAUAGCUGCCUCCAGUAGACCAAGCCAGUCUGGUAGCGAGGGCCAGCUUGUUCUUAGCAGUAGCCAAUCAGAGGAGAGUGAUUUGGGAGAAGAAGGAAAAAAAAGAGAGUCGGAAGCGUGAACUUGUUGUUUUUGAUUUCCCCUUUCCCUGGAAUGUGUCGCAUCCAUGCUAAAGAUCAAGGAAGAGAUUACACUUUAUAUUUGCGUGUUCCGGCUUCAUUUAAAAAGACUGAACUUGAUAACAGGUUAUAUUGAGCAUUUCCCCUUAAAAAUAAAAUGCUAUGCAUCAUCCUCCAACUCUGCUUCCUAAACAAGACCCGCUUAAUUUCCUGUAGUAGAUUACUGAGGAAUUACACUUGCUCAAGAUAUUUUUCCUUUAAAUUGUGAACAUUUUAUUUUACACUGUAAUUGGUUGUCUCCAUAAGAAAUCAUUUUUCUUCAGAUUCUGACGUUUAUGUGUGUACUUUCUCCCUUUCAUUAGGAAUGUUUUAUUGGUAGUGAGGGAGUGUUCAACUGAAUGAGCUUCAAAUCCUUUUUGUGGAGAACUCUGCAAGUUUGCAAAUGUUCUAACAAUAUCGAGUGCAAUAGCAUUUGUAUAAAAUCAUUAGGACGGCAGAUGGUGCUGUUGACAGGAUGGUUUGUGGCUUGCUCUGUUUCUCUAAUGUACUAGAUCAUGGCAGGAGGAGAGCCCUCACAUGUCUGUUGGUGUUGGUGCCGUCCUUGGUGUUUGUUACCGUCAUCUCCGCUCUCAGGUUGGGGCUUGACUCACUGCUGCAGAGCAGUAAGGGUUAGGCUGAGACUAAGAAUUUAUUGAGAUUGUUGUCGUUGUUCAAACAUUUUAUACUACAAUUGACAUGUAAAGGGAGUGUUGUAGACUGAUACAUUGUAUUUUCUGUAUUGUGAAAUAAUUUUUAAUAAGUGACAUUUCAAAAGAUGUUCUAUAACAAUUAUGUUUACUGCUUAAAUAAAAUGUGCAGUUUAGUUUAGAAAACAUAAUCUUUUAAAUUUUAGACUGAUAAUCCCAGUAUUUUCAUAAUCCCACAUUUUGAUAAUGUAUUGAAUUGCCACUUUAUACCACAAAGGCAAAUAACUAAUUUAUGAGUGGAGAAUAAUUUGCACUAAUUAUUGUAAAUACUUUUACUUUUCAAAUGAGUAAAAGAUCUAAUUCCAUGAAAGACUGAAAAGGAAUGGAACACCUCAUAUAAUAUAGGACCAAGGAAGGAGUUAGCUUGCUACCGAGGUUGACAUGUCCCUCCAGUCUGUCUUCUGUCAAGAUUUCUUAGAUUUUAAACUGUGUUUAUAGAUUUUAUUUUCAUGCGUUCUACAUGAAAAGGUGUAUAUAUACAUAUGUAUACAAGUUAAAUAUAUUGAUUAAUAUUUUACAGUCAUACAUUUAUAGAUUUUCAAGAGGUUAACCACUAAUUUCACAAGUAGUUUUCUUUGUUCUGAAUUAGAAAUGGUUUCUGUUGUAGUUUUCAGCAUAUAGCUCAGUUUCACACUCUGUACGUCCACUGUUUUCUGUAGGAACACGAUAACAGUAUAUCUAGGAUCACGACAUUCUUUUUAUCCAUGUGCCAAAUGGGACUGGUUAUUUAAUACUCUUUAAAGUCUUAUGUUACCCAAACAUGCAGUUAAUAAGUAUCAAUUUAUAGAGUGCAUUUGACUAAAAGUCUGUUUUGGGCUUACUAAAGGGAAUGCUUUCAUAGUAGUAUUUCCUUCUUGUUAAACUAUAAACGGCUGUGGUUAGAAUUUGAUUAGUGGUGGCAAGUCUUGAUUUUAAGACUUUUUUUGAGAUUGGUUUUGUUUUGUUUUUGAUGAUUUUGUCAGUGAUAGGGAUCAAACCUAGGGUCUCACUAAACUACCACAGAGCCACACCCCCAGCCCUAGUUUGCAGUUUCAGGAAGUCUUUUCUUGAUAGAUGUCCUGCUGACUUCAGAGUGUUGGUUGGUGCUUUGCGUGGCAAUAAAAGACUGCUAUUUGGAUAGGAAUUUAGGCCAGAGGUAAAAUUUUCUAAUUCUUUUUAAGUCGUGUUUCAUAGGAAUUCCCCCAGUCACGUUUAUGCCCAGGAGUCAGAUGGAUAUGGGUUCCAAUGCCCAGGACACAUCCUGCAAGGACCAGACAGUUUCAGAUGAUCUGACUUCUGUCCAUCACCAUUCAACUGUGGAAUUCUGCUUCUCAGCUUUAGUCAGCUCUCCUGCUUGAAGAAGGCGUCCUGUGAACUUCUUCCUAAAUGUUAGUGCAGAUCUUCUGUUACACUCUCCUCCACAGUCUCUCCCAGCUUUUAGAAAUUAACAAAAUUGCUUUAAAAAAAAAAAAGAAAUUUAGCCUACUAAUUAUAUUCUGCAUUCUGUUACCUAUAUUGACAGUAUUUGCUUAACUGUGGUCCUAAACUCAAUAGAAAUCACUUCUAUGUCCUUGCGAGAGACUUGUUAUAAACUUGCUAGAGAUGGAAACCAUCCAUUUGAUCAGAGUCGUUGGAUCCCUGAGGAAAUCUUGUUUUGGCCAUUAUUUAAUAAUUACUUGGUCUUCUGACAUAGGAAUGAGAUGAAAUGAAAAAAAAUAUUUGCUUUUAAUAAAAGUCUGAGCAUUUAGAUCACACUUUAAAAUAUUUAAACACACCAGUGUAUAUACAAAGCAAACUUUUAAUUUUGUUUUUAGCAAAUUUGUUUAAUUUCUGAGAUUUUUAUUCUACAUUAAUAACAUAAAGAUUUGAAACUAGAAUCAUACUGAAAAUUUUUUUUUAUCCCAGCUCUCCUUUCUCUGACUUUCUGGGCCACUGCUCUAAGUUUCUGUCCAUGUUUCUUUCUUUUCAUUUUGAGCCAUCUUUCUUUCUACUUGGGCUUGCAUUUUCCUGCAUCUCUAGCCUUCCGAUCAGCAGUGUCUAGCACUUCAGUCAGGCUCGGCUGACUUGGGCCAUGUCUUCACUUCUGUGGACCGUCUGAAGCCCUCUUGCAGCAGCCACCCGUCUCCUGGACUGGCACAUGCACCCUUAGAUUCUUGCACUUGGAAAUACAAGGAGGGGUUUCCACUGCUGCUGGUUGGUUACAGCCGUCUUCCCAGGAGGAGAGUGCAUUACAGGCGCAGGAGGAGAAGGUGGUCCCUGGGGAAUUUUCUUAAUUUUGGAUUUUGGAGUCCCGUUGGAUCUUUCUGCACUUCUACUAUCUGAAUAACCCUCUGAUUUGCUCUAGAAUUGAAUGCUACUCCUUGCUGAGAUGGUGUGUCGCUGGUGAGCACCAUCUUAUCUGAAGGAGGAUUGAGACACCUACGAAAGAGGAUUCUUUCUGAGAUAGGUUUUCUCUGGGUAGCCCUGGGUACCCUGGAACUUUAUAUAGACCAGGUUGGUCUAGAUCAGAUAUCCGCUUGCCUCUGCCAAGUCAAAGGCAGCAAGGAGAGACCACUGUCUACACUGAACUGUAGUCUCUGGCUAUACUUGUAAGUAAACAACUUCAGUUACAUGAACACUGGGGAUUAAAUGAUAAUUUAUGUGUAAGACUGCUUUGUAUGUUUUGUGAUUUUUGUAAUGUAAGUAAAUUGAUAUCACUGAUAUUAACCAACUGUGCAGUGUACAAUUAAAAAUCAUUCAGCAUCUCUAAAAUUGGAUUUGUGAUCAUGGUGUAGCUUGUGGAGCAGAGGACUUAUUUUUUCAUUUGUCAAAAUAGGUAUUUACUGACAAGGCUUCAAGAAAUAUGUUGUUGGAUUUUUUAAAUGUAUAAUAAAAGUCCAUGAUUUUUACAGUA